AUGAAAUCGACUUUAGCGUCAGCAAGUGAAAAUUUAAUCAAUGAAUCCCCCUUGAGCCGUAUCAUGAGAGAUGGAAACGAAUUGCAAUUGGUCAUGGAUAAUCAGCAAUAUAGAUUUCAUGCAGCUUGGUUACGGUUUAGCUGUCAGUGUUCUUCCUGCAGGCAGCAUGGCACUAAUGCAUGUCUCAUUGAAUCACAUACAUUGCCUCAAGAAUGCAAGCUCGCUUCGGCUGAUCUAGAAGAGGACGAUGUUGUAUUACGCUGGCAAGGCGAAGAUGACCAUGUAGGAAGAAUAUCGCGACAAUUUCUACGCGAUCACAGCUAUUCUAAAGAUGCACUCUCUAAAAGAAAUGACCAAAGUAGUGUCAAGACAUUUAUGGCAGAGCUGCCUCGUAUAAAAUAUGAAGAAAUAUACCGUAGUAAAGAGAGCCAACGCAAAUUUUUAAUGAAAUUGUUUGAGUACGGUUGCUGUCUUGUCCAAGAUACACCUAUUAAAGCUGGAGCUAUUCAAGAGAUGUUAGAGCCAAUAGCACCAGUGCAGCCGACCAUCUAUGGAAAGAUAUUUGAUGUAAUGGCAGUACCAAACCCUACUCAUGUCGCAUAUUCAAUGGCACCACUAAUCUUUCAUAUGGACUUACUGUAUUAUGAAUCUCCUCCAGGUAUUCAGGCCUUACACUGCAUCAGAUUUGAUGAAUGUGUAACUGGUGGCGAAUCUAGGAUUCUAGACUCUUUCUUAAUUGCUGAAGAGUUUCGAAGAGAUUUUCCCGAAGAUUUCGAGAUUCUAACACGCAUUCCUGUAGCAUUUCAGAGAGUUCAUCUUGAAAAUGAUAAUCCAGUUGCUAUGGUAUAUCGAAGACCACAUAUAGUUUUAAAUCACAACCAAGAGAUAAUAGCAGUUAACUGGAGUCCAGGGUUUGAAGGCCCUCUCUCAAUAGCUGAAGUAGGAAAAUAUCGCAAGAGAAUUUGUCAUGUUAUAAAUGUGGAUGAGUACGUUGAGCCGUAUUACAGAGCUAGAAGAAAAUUUGCUGACAUUGUUGAGAAUUCCCAAUAUGAGGUAGAACAUCGAUUACAACCUGGUGAAAUGUUGAUGUUUAACAAUAGGCGGAUGAUGCAUGCUCGUCACGAAUUUACUUUAAAUGGUGGAAUAAGACAUUUGCAAGGCAUAUACUUAAAUAUGGAUGUAUUCAGAAGCCAAACUAUUAUUGCUAAUUUAUCAGCUGGGAUUAACGAUAUUCUUCCAAGAAUUGGAAAUCAAUGCUAUUCUUAA
Trichoplax adhaerens is the source of this 1266-nucleotide messenger RNA. RefSeq lists its product as uncharacterized. Gene Ontology annotation, biological process: carnitine biosynthetic process. Lineage: Eukaryota; Metazoa; Placozoa; Uniplacotomia; Trichoplacea; Trichoplacidae. The coding region runs from base 1 to 1266 and encodes 421 amino acids. The record is from RefSeq and is a predicted model, not a curated record. Gene Ontology annotation, cellular component: mitochondrion. Gene Ontology annotation, molecular function: oxidoreductase activity. The transcript has 13 exons.